Molecule: messenger RNA, 2019 nt
Organism: Auanema sp. JU1783
Lineage: Eukaryota; Metazoa; Nematoda; Chromadorea; Rhabditida; Rhabditidae
Source: the annotation of a GenBank genome assembly
AUGACUUCGAGGUCUAGAAGUCGUUCCCGCGGUAGCAGUUCCAGUAGACGAAGCUCUCCGUCAAAAUCUCCAAGUCGAUCACCUGAUCGAAGCAGGUCACGACACAGGAGGAAAAGACUUUCCUCCUCGAGAAACGUUUCACCCAGCAAAUCUUCACAUGAAACUUUGCGAGUGGCUUGGAGAGAGGUAAAACUUGAUGAAAAUAAUUUCGAUAUUUGGAUGAAUGUGGUUCAGUUGGCAGAUCAACUGAAUGAAGCGGAUGUAAGCAGGGAGGUCUACGAACGCUUCCUAGUUCGCUAUCCGUUCUGUUACGGUUUUUGGAAAAAAUUAGCUGACUUCGAGCGUAGGAAUAAUCGAUUCGAAUCAGCUCUUAAGGUAUGGGAUCAAAGUGUGACAGCGAUCCCAUUAUCAAUUGAUCUCUGGCUUGGUUACAUUGGAUAUGCUCGAGAAGUCUAUGGGUCUGCUGGCGACACGAAUUCUAUUAACUGCUUAUACAGUCGAGCAUUAGCAACCGCAGGCCUGGAAUUCAAGAGUGAUAGUCUAUGGAACCACGCUAUUACAUGGCAAGAGACAAGAGGAGAUUGGAAGACAGUUUCUGAGAUAUACGACAAAUUGUUAACGAUACCAACUAUGAUGUAUAAAAGUCAUUAUGAAAGAUUUGAGUCUAUUAUAAAUUUCUAUGAGCCUGAUAUAUUUUUGUCGAAUGAUGAAUACGAUGAAAUUAUGUCGAAAGCUCGAAAGCAUCUCAAUUUAGGGAGUGAUGAGUGCUAUACCGAAGAAGAAAUCCCAGAAACUGUACCUCAGGGUGAACCAACUGUUAAAGUUGAGGAUGAAAGUCCUAAACUUGUGAAGGUCCGAAAGCACAACCCUGAUGUUUUAUUAUUUUUCCGUAGUGAACUCUUAAAUAGACGGCGUAAGGUUCAUGAAAAAACGAUGGAGAAGUAUAACGCACGUGUUGGAUUUGAGGGACAAAUCAAGAGACCCUAUUUCCAUGUGAAGCCAUUGGAAACUGCACAGCUCAAGAAUUGGAAACAGUAUCUUCAUUUCGAAAUGGAUCUUGGAGAACGGAAGAGAGUUUUGGUUCUAUUUGAACGCUGUGUCAUUGCAUGUGCUUUGUAUGAUGAAAUUUGGCUUCUGUAUUCAAGAUGGGCAAUUAAAAAUAAAGAUUUGAAAGAAGCUCGUUCGAUUAUCAAAAGAGGAAUCGUGCAUUGCCCUAAGAGUCUACAUUUAGCACUAGCGCUUUCGGCCUUAUAUGAACAAGAAGGGAAUUACAAGGAAGCUCUUCACAUAUUGGAUGUUUUUGAUAGAAAAAACGCCGGCUAUGCAACUAUCCAAGUGAGGCGGUUGGGAAUUCAACGGAGAAUGGAGCAAUCGGAUAGCAAGCCGAAUUACUCUAAUGUGAUUAGCAAGUGGGAGACUCUAAUACAUUCCCCUGACUCGACAAGAAGUUUGAGCAGCUUUUACUCGAUAAAGUUGGCAAGAUUCCACCUCAAGAUUAGAAAUGAUAGAAAGGUUGCUGAGAAAGUUAUCAAAAAAGCUCUGGAAAGAGAUCGAGAUAAUAUGCAAUUACAUCUCCAGCUGAUUGACAUGGCUUAUACGGAUCCUGAAUUCUCUCAAACUCGUGUACUGGAAGCAUUUGAUAGUGCCUUGAGAGCUAAGUUUCCUCCAAAUGAUAGACUGAGAAUAAGUCAAAGGAAACUAGAUUUCCUAGAAGAUUUGUGCUACGACAUAAAUAUACUUCAAGAGCAUUAUGAGAUACAUCAUUCCCUUAUAAAAGAAAUUGAAAAUCCCGAUCUCCAUACUCGCAAGAGGAAGUAUGAAAGAAACGAUCGCCGUGACGACGACAGAAUUAGCCGUGGAUAUGACCGAAGAGACAAUGACCGAUCAUCGCAUGCUUCUCACGCUCCAUACGCAUAUGCUGGUCAGCCACAGGCUCAACAGUAUUAUAUGUCGAAUGGAUAUGUGGAUCAAUAUAAUCAACAAAUGGCUGGGGGUAAUAUGAAUUAUCAGUACUAUUAA